AUGUGUAGUGAGGAUCCCGCCAACUUCGAAAAGGCCAUGGACACAGCGGGCUUCGGCAUAUUUAAUUUGCUUUUGCUAAUCGUUGCAUCUUUUGCGGCUUUUGCCUCUGUCUUUGAGACCACUACAAUGUCCUAUCUUUUGCCAGUUGCCGAGUGUGAUUUAAAAAUGACGCUUUUCGAUAAAGGUAUUUUAAAUGCAGCAACCUACGCGGGCAUGAUUACAUCGGCAAUUAUUUGGGGUUAUCUGGCAGACACACUUGGCAGAAGAAAAAUUUUGAUAUCCGGAUAUUUGGCUGAUGCUCUUUGUGUACUUAGCAGUUCUUUGACACAAAACUUUCAAAUGCUUGUCAUUUUUAAGUUCUUCGGUGGCUUUAUCGUAAAUGGACCUGGAGCUGUUCUUUUUACAUACUUAACUGAGAUGCAUGGGGCCAAGCAUCGUCCACGAGUUCUCAUGGUUGUGGGUAUGAUUAAUUCUGUGGCAACUCUGGUUUUACCAUUGAUAGCUUGGGCGAUUUUUCCAAGAGAUUGGGAUUUCGUUUUGUUUAAUACUCUCACAGUUCAUUCUUGGCAAAUAUUCUUGGUAGUAUGCGGCUUACCAAGCUUACUCAGCGGACUGGGCUUCAUUAUAUUACCUGAGAGUCCUAAGUUUCUCAUGUCCCAAGGGAGAAAUGCAGAAGCUCUACGUUCAUUCCAAAAGAUCUAUGCUAUUAAUAAGAGGAAACCUAGGCUCACCUACCCUAUCGAGGAACUGAUUGAGGAAGUACCCAACCGAACUUCCAGUGGAAACGAGCUUGUACUUACCGUCGAAAGCAAACCGGUUAAACCGAAAUAUAAACGUAAAUCAAAAACAUUUCCCCAAGCUCUUCAUGAAAGUAUGCAGCAGAUCAAACCCAUGUUCAAAAAACCAUUAUUGGGUCAUUCUAUUCACGUGUACGCUUUGCAAUUUUGUAUUUUUCUUGGUUUAAAUACCAUUCGACUUUGGCUACCUCAAUUAUUCGCAUCGAUCGGUGAAUACGAAGCUCUAGAUACCUCCAAUAAGGGCUCAGCGAAUCUGUGUACGAUUCUCGAGUACAGCGUGAAUAAAACAUCAAUGACUAAUGAUUUUAAAGACAAAUGCAGUGAACGACCGCAAGUUUCGAUGACGCUUUACACGAAUAAUAUAAUCGUUUCGGCAACCAGUUUUGUUGGAUACUGUUUGGCUGGUGUGAUUGUGAAAACCUUAGGAGCAAAAAGACUUUUAACGUUUGGACUUUUAAUAUCAGGUUUCUUUGGCAUAGGACUUUAUUGGUCUGUGAGUGGCCUAACUACGCUGAUUAUAUCGUCAGCAUUUCUGACAGUUACCAGCGUAUCAACAUCGUCGCUUUUGGGAAUUCUUAUUAACCUUUUUCCAACUGCUCUGAGGUAA
Rhagoletis zephyria (snowberry fruit fly) is the source of this 1404-nucleotide messenger RNA. Its product is annotated as synaptic vesicle glycoprotein 2C. NCBI's taxonomy places the organism in Eukaryota, Metazoa, Arthropoda, Insecta, Diptera, Tephritidae. Gene Ontology annotation, cellular component: membrane. The record is from RefSeq and is a predicted model, not a curated record. Gene Ontology annotation, biological process: transmembrane transport. Gene Ontology annotation, molecular function: transmembrane transporter activity.